Triticum aestivum (bread wheat) is the source of this 773-nucleotide messenger RNA. Its product is annotated as ninja-family protein MODD-like. Gene Ontology annotation, cellular component: nucleus. The transcript has 2 exons. Gene Ontology annotation, biological process: negative regulation of DNA-templated transcription; signal transduction. The coding region runs from base 93 to 773 and encodes 226 amino acids. The record is from RefSeq and is a predicted model, not a curated record. NCBI's taxonomy places the organism in Eukaryota, Viridiplantae, Streptophyta, Magnoliopsida, Poales, Poaceae.
CUCUGACGAGCGCCGGAGCACCAAUUGACGAACCAGUUCGUGCGCAAGCCACGCUCUGACCAAGUGACCACUUCGUGGCUUCGGCCGCGGCGAUGGAGCCCUACUCGAGGGACCUGCUGCGCGGCACCGGCGGUGGAGACGACGGCGAUGAGAAGGUGCAGCGCUUGGAUUCGCGGACCGAGGACGUGGACCUUACCCUCGGGCUGUCGCUCGGUGCCGGGGAUCGGUUCGACUUCGGCGCGGAGAGGGGGAGCGGCAGCGGCGAGGGGCUCCUCGUCGGUCGCGCUGAUCCAGGAGGUGGCGCCUCAGCGACCCUGCGGCCGCAGGGGAGUGGUAACAGCAUCAAGGAGGAGCCCGCGGCACAAGGAACUCCUGGCGCUCAAGGGCGGAGCCUGUCAUCAGCUAUUGUGUCCUCCUCUCAGGGUACAGAUGGUGUGCACCAGGCCGAGGGUGCUAACAACACCAUCAUGGCAACCACUUCUUCUCCGGCACCAGCGGUAAUAGAGGCAGCCCUUGGUUCUGGGGGAGGGCAACAAGAUGAUUCAGAGAUGUCGAAGGUGCGGGAGAUUCCAUUGGUGUCGACCAGCGGGCUCCCCAAUGGCAGGAGGAUUGUAGGCUUGCUGUACGAGUACAGUAAAGUUGAUGAGGUGACGAUUUUGUGUAUGUGCCAUGGUAGCUUCCUAACUCCGGCGGAGUUUGUGGAGCAUGCUGGAGGCGGUCAAGUCGCCAACCCGCUGGGGAGCAUCUUCGUCAUGCCCCCGCCUUGGCUUUGA